AUGUGGAACCGAUAUAACCGCCUUGUUUACACUUUGAUUAAUAUUCUGGCCCAUGCCUUGAAUGCUGCAUAUUCCUCCAUAUCCAGGAGGAGAAGGAAAGAGGGAGAAGAGAGGCUGGGGACUCAAAGGCUGCAGGCAUGGCAGCUUCAUCCCUUUCUGAAGAAUGAAUUUUGCAAUCUUUCCCUGUUUCAACUGUACUUGGACCAAAAUGGUGAUAUAGCAGCAGAUCUGAACAUCAUGUGCAUGUUAGUUUUUUCCGGGAAAGAUCCCAUCAGCAAACAACUAGGCAGUUUUGAAAGACAAAGAACAAUUAUCAAUCCAGAUGCUCUUUCACAGCUAAAGUUGCUCAACAAGUCUCUGCCUCAGUCCAAAUGUGUGGAAAAUUGCCAGCCUGGAUUUUUCAAGAGGGCUCGGAAAGGAGAGCCAGUUUGCUGCUAUGACUGUGUUCCUUGUCCGGAAGGGAGAAUCUCCACUCAGGAAGGUGGGUGA
Messenger RNA from Pantherophis guttatus, 489 nucleotides. NCBI's taxonomy places the organism in Eukaryota, Metazoa, Chordata, Lepidosauria, Squamata, Colubridae. The record is from RefSeq and is a predicted model, not a curated record.